UAGCGUACAACCUGCCUACACAGACAGCAGUUUGUUCGACACACCCCUGUCGUUUGGCCAUCAUUUCUAAGUAGUCAGUUCACUAGGGUCUGAUGCGCACAGUUUCGGACUGACGCUGCUGGAGCAGUUCACGCAGUGAGACUGAGAAAUACGCAAUGUCUGUAGUGCGCGUCAGUGGCUAAAGAUGUGAAUCCUGUAAGAGGAGGACAACUAAACUGAGAUAAACACCGCCAUUCGUCUGCCUGUGUUGGAGUGUAUAAUGUCUAGACGAGGACGUACAAGAAGAUCCAAAGCAGGGACGUCCACAGGACAGUGUGAGGGUCCUGGGGUCCAUGUGUUUCUUUUCUGGACCAAAGAGGGAGAGCGUUGCCUGUCUUACAAGGAGGGUGAGAUGACGGCUGAAGAUCUCACCAUCGAUGCAGCAAAGGCUGUGGGGAUCACUCCUGUCUGUCAUGCCUUGUUUGCUCUCUAUGACCCUGCAUCCUCUUGUUGGUACAGUCCAAAUCACAAAUUUAAUGCAGAAAACCAGUCUGGCCUGUUGGUGCAUUUCCGAAUGAGAUUUUACUUCCGUAACUGGCAUGGAUUAAGUGAAAAGGAACCGUUAGUGACUCGUUAUGCAUUACGGACUGGAUCUGGAGCAGAGCAGGUGACAUGUCCUUUGCUGGAGAUUACCUCCUUGGAAUACCUCUUUGCUCAGGCAAAAUAUGAAUUUGUGAAUGACUUGACAUGUUUGGAUGCAUUGAGCGGAGAGGAAGAGAUCAGUCGCUUUAAGAAUGAGUGUCUGGGUAUGGCUGUGCUUCACCUCUCUUACACGGCCCUGCAGACUGGCACUUCUCUACAGGAUGUGGCCAAGCAGACCAGCUUUCUCCGUUGCAUCCCUCUGUCUUUUUCCCGACACAUCGCCCGGAACAACGCCCUGACAAGGUUCCGUAUUCGCCGUGUGUUUGCGAACUUUGUGAGCAAUUUCCAGCAGCACACAGUGGGCAUGGGGAAGCUUGGAUCGCAAGAGGUCAUGUACAAGUAUCUGUCUACGCUUGAGCGCCUGGCUCCUCAUUUUGGCGUCGAGGCAUUCCCUGUGUUUCAUCUUGACCUGAGAACUGAUGGAGAUGGCAGUGGGUCAUGCCUCAUUGCCUCCCGAACACAAACGCCCUCUGAGGAAACCGUAAACUGUGAACCUACUCAUGAGAUCAGGGUGUCAGGAUCAACCGGCAUAUGGUGGCGGAAGUUAUCAGCACCAAAGGUGAAUGACUACAUUCAUAAUAAGAGCAGAGAGACACAGUUACAAGAUGAACAGGAAAUGGACAACUGGAAAACCUUCUGCGACUUUCCUGAGAUAUCUCUGAUUGCCAUUCAGGGCGUAAAUGUCUGCAUCAGUCGCCAAGACAACAUGUCAAUGGACAUGCAUUUGGGCUCCAGUCUCCAGGCUCGCUCUCUGGUUUCACUGCUUGAUGGGUAUUUCCGCCUUACAACCGAUGCACAUCAUUAUCUUUGUCACGAAGUGGCUCCGCCCAGAGUGGUUCUCAGUGAGACCAAUGAUCUGCACGGUCCCAUACUGGAUGAGUUUGUGCUCCAAAAACUAAAGAAAGAACCAGAGGAGGGAGCGUUUAUCGUGCGCUGGAGUGUUUUGGAUUACCAUCGAAUAAUCCUGGCAUCUCUGAGUCAGACAAAGGAAGGGGAAAAUCCAAUAUACAAACAGUUCCGAAUUACCCAGAAGGGCUCCAUGUUCAAAUUGGAAGGCUGGGAUCAGGAGUUCUCCAGCAUAAAGGAGCUCACCAAUAGCUUAAAGACCUUCGUGCUAAAGUCUGGAGAAGACAGUUUCACAUUGAAGAAGUGCUGCCUGCCCAGACUAGGAGAGUUAUCAAACCUUCUCGUAAUGAGAAAGGGUGCAAACAGUAGCAUUAAAACUGUCUCUGAAACCCUCAACCUGAGCCAACUGAGGUUUCAUCAAAUUAAGGACAAGGAGAUUACAAAGGAGCAGCAUCUGGGACGAGGCACCAGGACUAACAUUUACGCAGGCUGGCUGAAGAUACAUGGUUCGCUAGAGGAUGAUGACAACGAAUCCAAUAACAAUCUCUGCAACAAGAAAGGCAUCCGGGUCGUCCUUAAAAUUCUGGACCAGAGCCACAAGGACAUAGCGCUAGCAUUCUUUGAGACGGCUAGUCUCAUGAGUCAGGUGUCACACUGUCAUCUGGUCUUUGUGCAUGGCGUUUCAGUCAAGGGAUCCGAGAACAUCAUGGUGGAGGAGUUUGUGGAGUUUGGCCCAUUAGAUGUGUUCCUGCACAGAGAGAAGGGCCGUGUCACUCCUCAGUGGAAGUUUACUGUUGCUAAACAGCUUGCCAGCGCUCUUUGCUACCUUGAGACAAAGCGCUUGGUCCAUGGAAAUGUCUGUGGAAAGAAUAUUCUCGUGGUCAAGAAGGGUUUGGAGGAGGGCUCAUCCCCUUUUGUGAAGCUCAGUGACCCAGGCAUUUCUCUGUCGGCUCUGUCUCGUGGAGAGCGUGUGGAGAGAAUCCCGUGGAUCGCUCCGGAGUGUAUCGCCGAUGGGGCCCGUAUAGGAAGCGCUGCCGACCAGUGGAGCUUUGGAGCAACUCUGCUGGAAAUCUGCAACAACGGAGAUCUUCCUAUCAGUGGCAGCACACUGCCUGAGAAAGAGCGAUUCUAUGAGACGCAAAGUCGUCUGGCGGUGCCAUCAUCUCAAGAGCUGGCCACCUUUAUCAGCAUGUGUCUGACCUACGACCCUGCCGGACGGCCAUCAUUCCGGACCAUUCUGAGAGAGCUAACAGAGAUUCAGAUUAAAAAUCCAGACAUUUCAUCCGAAUGCGAGUCACUUCCAGACAGAGACCCCAGCAUCUUUUACAAACGUUACCUAAAGAAGAUCAGGGAUCUGGGAGAGGGACAUUUUGGAAAGGUGAUGCUGUACGUCUAUGACCCUGGCAAUGAUGGAACAGGAGAAUAUGUGGCAGUGAAGGCCUUGAAACAAGAGAGUGGAAGUAACCUCCAUGAUUCCUGGAUGAAGGAGAUCGAAAUACUAAAAUCACUGUACCACAACAAUAUCGUCAAAUACAAGGGGUGUUGUACUGAACUGGGUGGACAGGUGGUUCAAUUAAUCAUGGAGUAUCUUCCACUUGGAAGCCUUAGAGAGUACCUGCCUAAACAUCGGUUGGGAAUCGCACAAAGUCUCCUGUUUGCACAGCAGAUCUGUAUGGGAAUGGACUAUCUGCACUCCAAGCGGUAUGUCCACCGGGAUUUGGCUGCACGGAAUGUAUUGGUGGAGAAUGAAGGUGUGGUUAAGAUCGGUGACUUUGGCUUGACAAAGUACAUUCCCGAAGGGGAGAUCUACUAUCGUGUUCGUGAGGACGGAGACAGUCCUGUAUUUUGGUAUGCCAUCGAGUGCCUGAAGGAGAGCAAGUUUUCCUUUGCUUCUGAUGUUUGGUCCUUUGCUGUGACCCUCUAUGAGAUUCUGACCCACUGCAACCAUCGCCAAAGCCCCCCUUCGAAAUUCUUUGAGAUGAUGGGAUUGGUCCAUGGUCAGAUGACCGUGGUUAAACUUAUUAGCCUCCUGGAGAAAAACGAGAGACUGCCGUGCCCUCGAGACUGCCCCCGUGAGAUUUACGUACUGAUGGAGCAAUGCUGGGACUUCAACCCUGGGCAGCGUCCAUCAUUCAGAUCCCUGGCUGAGUCUCUUGAGGACAUCCGGGGGACAUACAGACAGCAGCCGUCUGUGCAGCUCGCUCAGCUCAACCAUCGCUGACCUGACCUGCUCUUUCUCUCUCUGUGCAGUUCUCACAGCCUGUAACCACAGCACAUCACUAUGAGCCUGACCACACUAGGGUGUUCAAGUCAUUGGGCCAUAUUUUUAGAAAAGAGGAUGUUUUUUAAAAAGUUCUGUUUAAGGAAACCCACAUACUAUUACCUCUUUUUCCACCGAAACUUUGCCGGUGUUUGUGCCGGAGUCAGUGCGCGGAUCUGUAAACCUCCUUUAGAACUGCUUGUCAUUAGAGAGGUGAACAGUGACUCUAUAGCAGUAUACAGCUAUUUAUUUCAGAUGGAUAGGGAAAAUAAAGUGCUUAGUGUAUCUGCAAGAGAAAAAUAGCAACAGUGUUUAUCAACUAGUUAUAUAUAUAUAUAUAUAUAUAUAUAUAUAUAUAUAUAUAUAUAUAUAUAUAUAUAUAUAUAUAUAUAUAUAUAUAGACUCCAGCCACCCAUCCCCCCCCACUCCCCAAUUCCCCACAACAAUAUUUGAAUAUUUAAGUCAUCUUGAGGCCCCCUUGGAAGUAUGUUGAUGCCCUCUAGUGGGACUACUGUCCUUAAGUGCCCUUUAAAGGUGCAGUAAGUAAUUUCUGAGAAAAAUUUUAAUUGACAAACAAUUAUUUUGUGAAUAUUUACUAGAAUACUGUUCUGAGUGUGUGCUUGCACAUUGGACCAGUCACCACAGCACAUUUGUAGCCAAUCAGCAGUAGGGGGCGUAUAAACUCAUGAUGGGGGAGGAGAGAGAGUGAGCAAGAGGGACAUUUGGAGAAAGAGAGUUGGCUGAGAUCUUACCAAAAAAGGAAAAGGUCAGAGGAAUAUAAUUGAAUAUAAAAACGGAUGUCAAGGUUGCUUUGUUUCUGCUCCAUGCAUGAGUAACAUUGGUUUUGUUGUUUCACAGAAACAAGAUAUGUUGUUGCAUGCUGCUGUCAAGUCACCUUUAUUUAUAUAGCACUUUAUACCAUAUAGAUUGUUUCAAAGCAGCGUCACAGUGAUAAACAGGAAAAGAAUGAUGCAAACAGAAUUCAGUUCUGCUGUAAACCAGCUCUAAGACAAUAGUAGACAGUCAUUAUUCAUUUGAAAUCAGUUAAGUGUUGAUUCAGUUUUGUUCAAUAACUGUGUAAAGUUAUGAAAUGAGUUCAGUUCGUCUGGAGAAAACAGUGAUUUCAUUGUCCAGCUCAGUUCAGUUCUCAUCCAAUAGUGUCAGUGUAGUCAAGUCAAAAAUAUUGCCGAUUCUUAACCCUUUGAUGUGUACGAUCACAUGAUCACGUGAUCAACUGCCAAAUUCAAAUGUGCUUGCCUGCUUUUGCUGGCGCCAAGCCAAAGACGGACAUACUCAGCGCUUUUCAUAUCACAAAUAUGCAGUGUUUUCAACCACAUAAUGUUUAUUUUAGGUUUCAGACAUAUAAAUA
Messenger RNA from Megalobrama amblycephala (Wuchang bream), 5156 nucleotides. RefSeq names its product tyrosine kinase 2 (gene tyk2). Gene Ontology annotation, biological process: cell differentiation; peptidyl-tyrosine phosphorylation; cytokine-mediated signaling pathway. Bases 260 to 3748 code for a protein of 1162 amino acids. NCBI's taxonomy places the organism in Eukaryota, Metazoa, Chordata, Actinopteri, Cypriniformes, Xenocyprididae. The transcript has 24 exons. Gene Ontology annotation, molecular function: ATP binding; cytokine receptor binding; non-membrane spanning protein tyrosine kinase activity. The record is from RefSeq and is a predicted model, not a curated record. Gene Ontology annotation, cellular component: membrane; cytoskeleton; cytosol.